Molecule: messenger RNA, 5347 nt
Organism: Blastomyces dermatitidis ER-3
Lineage: Eukaryota; Fungi; Ascomycota; Eurotiomycetes; Onygenales; Ajellomycetaceae
Product: adenosine deaminase
Exons: 5
Coding region: 3282-4982 (566 amino acids)
Biological process (GO): inosine biosynthetic process; adenosine catabolic process
Molecular function (GO): adenosine deaminase activity
Source: RefSeq, a predicted model, not a curated record
GGCGGAUUCUGGCGCCCAACACCUUCGUUAUUAUUGGCCAGCGAUGUGAGACGGACGGCCAGACCGAAUUCCUCAUGAUAAGGAAUUCCUCUUGUUCAUUCGCCCGUCAGACAUCUUACGCAGACCCGAGGCUAAAACGCCUGCGCCAUUCCAGGGCCAAAUGAGCGAUACCGGCCGCUAUUUCAGCCAGGAUCUGACGAGUUAGGAAUCCUCCUGCUAGUUACUACUGCCAAAGGCCAGCCUCGAGAACCUCUCUUCGAUAGUAACGUUACCUGGGCGGCGCACACUGGAUCCAGGAUAUGGACGGGCACACAGUUAUUUCCCUAGUAUAAGACCACUGUCAAAGAGCCUAUCGGGAUUAGAAACAGUGCCCGCUGCAACCUUGAGACAAAUAAAAGGUCUUAGUGCAUGGUUACUCAAAAAAAGCCACCACCAUGGUUGCGGGGAUCAAGCAUUCGAGCAAGAAAGCCACUGACAUACGCAUAGUAUAUGCCUACCGGCGGGGGGCGGCAAUUGAUGAAUGACAAUGGGUAAUGAGAAUUUUUGCUGCGCCCAAGCUUCUUAAAAUUGGGAUGAUUGGAUAUAUCAUAUGCCCUCCAAAAAGGCCAUGAGAAGUGGCUGGACAAAGAAGCUUUUCGCAUCCCUGAACAAGCAAAGAACGUCUGAUUGGCAACCUACCGCUCCCAAAUGGGCGUUGUGAGCCGAUAAUGCCCUUUUCCGGUCCGAGACUUCACCUGAUGAAACCAUAUACAAUGGUUGAACAUUCGGAGACACCGGAAUGAACAUUAUUUAUUGGGACGACGCAGUUGACUAUCAAGAAGCAUAUGGCCAUAAAAUCCCCUCAGCUUCAAGAAGCUGUCUCAACUAAGCCUAGCUGUGGUGCUUAGGAACUGCUAUUCCCAAUCCAACAACCCUAGCUGGUGCGCCCCAGUGACCUCAGUGACCAAACAACUGGGGCAGCGAAGUCUUGCAUGGCCUAUUGCCUGAGACAAAAGCGUCUUUCCUUCGCAUCAAUUUGUCAAUCAGCACAGAUCGGAGUAGCGAGUUCUUCCCGAUAAAUUCAAUUCAUUCAUUAUUAAGCCAGUACAUGCUGAGGGAGGUAUUUUCAAAAGUCGCACGCGCCAAGUUCGAAGCACCAACACCACGCUUAAAAGGUUAUACCAGCCAUGUAUAGUCUAACAGCCAGUACAUGUCUAUAAAUCGGCCGUGACGUUUAAACCAAACAUCAUAACUCAAAAACAAUGUAUAAACAUACUCAUCACUACUCGUCACCUUUAGGAGGAGGAUUCCUCCCUCACGACGCCAUUUUUAACAGGCUGGAAUCCAGCCUCGCUCUUCUCAGCAUUCAGCAGCUCGUCCAAUGCCUUCUGUGCAUCCCAAUUUUCGUCAUGCAGAUUAUCCCCAGCGAGGUCAAUCCACGCCCUCCAUGCUUCAGAGUUAGGAGCUGCGCCGCUCACCCGCACCCAGUCGGUGAACUUGGAAACAUGAAUAGCUUUCCACAGCGCCUGCGUGUAUGUCUGCGCGUCUGUGUUUCGUAUCUCUUUCAUUUCAUAACGUAUAAGGUUCCAAUGCCAUCCUCUAGGGAACAGUGCGGCGAUCUGAUAGCAGCCGUUGAGUAAAACGUAUGAACCGCCGAGUGCCGCCUGCAUGGUCCAGGUAGAAUUUCCCAUCAGGAUCACCGCGCUCAUGAGCAGAAAUGUGCCCACCCCAACUAACGCGCGGAAUAUCUGGUCACUGACGACGUAGCUACAUUCUUCUGUGCCCGUGUAGAGUUCGCGGGCGAUCUCUUCUGUACACCGUAUGAUUAUAAAUGCGCCCUGUCUCGUCCGAAUAAUCAGGUCACCGUCCGGCACAACUGUUUUGCGUUUCCGCACCGUCAAGUUUGGAUGCCACAUGGAAGAUAAUCCAAUGAUACUAGAUGUGAAUGACACAACCACGAUCGCAAUGACCGCUACACCAUCUUCGAGGAUAAUAGCCCAUGCGCACAGGCCAACCGACAGAAGGAAUGAAGCAACUGAGAGAAGAGCUAAGGGCGAAAAGGGCUGAGCAUGAAUGACACCCUUUGGCGUUCGAAGAAUACGAUUUCUAAGUUUCUUUUCAUCACUGAGGGUGUCUGCGUAGCCUUCUCUAUGUUUGAUCCGGAUCUCUCGAACGGCAAAGCUAGGAAGAUCGAUGUUGUAGACGAGGUUUGCAAAAUGGUUGAGCUCCAGGAGCAGGGUGCCGGAGUGAAUGCUCACGAUGUGUGCCGGAAUGGAAGGCAGACGUGUUGGCCGCUCGUGUCUGAGAAGCGCCUGCGGAGCAGGCAGGAUACGAGGAAGCAGACACAGAAUUGAAGCUGUUAGCGGUUGGGAGUGCGCCGACAUGGCACUCUCGCCAAUGACGGCGAGCAAACUAACAAUAUCCAGACUCCAGUCAUCGCGGUUCUCGGGGAAUCUGAGCAUCUUGCUGGUUUGUGUCGAUUGGUCGAUUCAGCCUGCUCGUUUUUGUGGAGGAUAUCAGGCAGACAGUGGCUGUCUCUGUUGGCUCGAGAGACACGGGCUUUGAAGACGUCUUGGACGUCAAGUAAUUUAACACAUCGUAGUUUAACCCACUAUUGACGCCCCGAGGAUAGAUUGAACAACUAGAAACCGAUCUCUUGUUGCCAAAAUUCCCCAUGCGGGCGGCUGAUAGAAGGCGGGCGCUCGGUUGUGCCGCCUUGCAGCCUUGCAUCCCGUGCACUCCAGAGCUUCUGGAAUGCAACAAAUGCAACAAAUUAGCCUAUCAAAACUUGUCGGGUCUGUUGGGACCCGCUGGGCGUGGCUAGUUUAGUGCAAGAAACGGCCCGUGUACGAAGGCCAAUGGCCAGAAAAGGAGUGGUGUGCGGAUUCAAAGGCAUCCCAUCCGCCGCAGUCAGUCACAGCCACGCGCCAGUGGAGGCCGCUAUUGGAGACAGGAGAGAUCCGAGAUGGAUUUCAGCCACUUCUUGAAAUCCGUCGUGGAUUUUGUUGACAAUUCGACCACCGGUGACAGAAUCUUCCAACACAAAAGAACGAAGAAAGGAAUCCUCAUCACGAAACGCCAGCGGGGGGGGAUGAAACCAGCGGAAUAAAGAUUGCUUUAAGUAAAUGGAUAGAACAAAGCACCGCCUCACUGAGCAUUCGAUGCUCAAUUUCAUGAUCUAUAUAUUCCCGAGGUGCUCACAGUUAACAGAGUCGUAAUAUUAUUGAAACGGGGAACAAGCAUCUCAGGGUGUAGAAUCGAAACUCCCCAGCAUAUCGAAGAUCUCAACCCUCAGAAAGGAAAUGGUCCACCUCCAAUGGAUACAGGAAACUUUUUCCUACAACAAAAAAACUCAGAGGAAUAAACAUUCCUCGACGCACAGCCCAACCUCAACCACCCCGGCGUCAGCAGCAGAUUAUUUCGAAGCCCUCAACACACUGCAACAGCAAGAACGCGAACUAGCCUUCGAUGCCGCCGCCAUCGCCAAAGCGUCUAAAAGCGAGAAAGAUGCAGCUUCAGUUCUAGAAGCGAUCCGCGGCCAGGAGCGGAGGAGAUAUCUGGCAUCGGGCGCCUCGGACUAUUUUCUCGCGAAUACUGGCCUGAUCAAUCAUGGUAGUGACUUGAUGCAAGUAGCCCAAAGGCUGCCCAAGGGUGCGCAUCUGCACUGCCAUUUCAACACUAUCCUUCAUCCUUCAUUCCUUGUCUCCCAAGCGCGCAAUAUCAAAUGCAUGUUCAUCCGGAGCACGUUGUCUUUGAAUGCACAGCUUGGUAAUUUGAACAAUACAGCCAUAACAUUUUCUGUCCUACGGGAUUCGACUAAGGGAGCAGAUAUUUUCGACACAAAUUACAAACCUUUGGCUUGGAUGAGAUAUUCCAAGUUUCUAGAGGAUUUUCCUGGGGGCGCGGAAAGGGCGGAGGAAUGGCUGGUGAAUAAACUGCUUAUUUCGCCGGAGGAUGCCCACGGGAUGGAUCAAACUUUAGAUGGUGUUUGGGAUCUAUUCAAUCGCAGCACACAGAUGAUGAAGGGGCUGUUCAAUUAUGAAUCUGCGUUCCGAAACUAUAUAGGAAAAGCUAUUGACAGUUUCGUCGAAGACAACGUUAUGUACGCUGAAGUCCGGCCAAACUUCUUCGACAAGUACAUUCCAAGCGACGACGGCGAGAGACAAUUAGAUCACCGUGUUUGGAUGCAGAUCAUCCGGGACGAAGUUAAGGCUAAAAUCAAGCAACUCGAUGCAGACGGCAAAGGCGCUGGCCGUUUCAAGGGCUUGAAAGUAAUCUACUGCGCUCCACGCUCUAUUAAAAAUGAGGACAUGACCUGGUGUCUCAAAGAUUGCAUCUCGUUAAAGCAGGAAUUUCCAGAAUUGAUCUGCGGAUUCGAUAUGGUCGGCUGCGAAGGCCGAGGCAACCCAAUCCGACACUACAUCUCCGAACUCCUGCAGUUUAAAGCUGCGUGCACCGCACUCGACUUGGACAUCCCGUUCAUCUUCCACGCGGGGGAGACGCUUGAGAGCCAAGGACCAACAGACAACAACCUCUACGAUGCCAUUCUGCUUGGCUCCAAACGCAUCGGCCACGGUUUCUCGAUGCCGCAACACCCGCUACUCAUGCAGCUAUGUCGUGAUCGUGGCAUUGCGCUAGAGGUCUGCCCUAUCUCCAAUGAGGUCCUUCACCUAUGCGCGUCCAUGAAGGGCCAUGUGUUACCAACGCUUCUGGCAAAUUCGGUGCCAUGUACGAUUAAUAGUGAUAAUCCGGCGUAUUUUGGCUCUUCACUCUCACACGAUUUUUACCAAACCAUCCUACACCACGACUCCAUGACGCUUUUUGGCUGGCGUGUUCUGGCCGAGUGGAGCAUUGAACAUUCAUGCAUGGAUGCAGAGCAGAGGGCUGAUGCAUUUAGGACGUGGGAGGCUAAUUGGGCGAAGUUUUGCCAAUGGAUCGUUGAGGAAUUUGGACCGGAGUAUUUGAGCUUUCCGGUCUCCACGGGAGUGAGAAAUCCGAAUUGACCGAUCUUUAGUUAUCAAUGGUUGGGAAUCUAGAAACGGGGGGAGGGAUUGUUCGCCAUAUAUAGAUGAUACCGGGUGGCAUACUGGUGGAGCUGGUGUUAGGUGGGCGUGGGAGUUUGGCCCUUUUUCCUGUUUUCUUUUACCAUAUAUACCCCCUUUUAUGAAGCCUUAGUCUACGUUUACGUUAUUUCAAUUACGAUUCGAAUGAAUCUCAAUGUCCUGGAUUUUGUUUCGCUCGUUACGGGGACGGGCAAUUUAUUCUUGCGAUUCUCUCUUCACAAACCAUAAAACAUAGGGACAGCCUGAUUUUCAAAAGUAGGAUAAAUUCCGUAUAAUUACAAGGUAUUAAUGUAAUAUCAAGAUCA